AUGACAAGAGGGGUUGACUUUUCAGCAAGGACCGAGUGGACUGUGCAGUGUUACUGGAAGCACGAGUCAUAUGACUACAGCGUGUCUAUAAUCACUAUUAAAUCAAAGCUAGAAUUGUCUAAUUUGGCUAUACAAAGGUAUUUUGAGAUUCCCCUGGUUGCUCUCGCUGCUUUCCUUGCUUCCUGCCGUUGUGACUAUGGAUCCCACCACAUCUGCAGAACUCUGCCUUGCGCUACAAGUGGGGCGCGUUGCUUUUGCACUGGCGAACCGGAGGGAUCCCAGCGCUGGCUGCGCGUCGCUCAGAGGGACGCUGUAGGAAAGCUGCAGGGUGAGGAGGCUGCGAGCUCUGCCUGGCGGUGCCAGGCCCGUGAGAGGGACCGUGCACUCGCACGCUUCAUGACGAACGCGCGUCUUCGACGUUACGCCAGCAUCUUCGCAGACAGAGGGCUUGACGGAGGAAAACCUCAAAAGUGGUACGAGUUUGCCGUAGGGCAGCCGUCGUAUUCUCACCGGCACCACGUCUGCUCCUCGAACAGGCUGCGUGGAUCCAAGAGGAGGGAGUUUGUGCUUGAAAAAGCUACCAAUGAAUGUAACACCAGUGAGGACUGGGGUCUUAUUCUGGAUAUCUGCGACAAAGUUGGAAGUACUCCCAAUGGAGCAAAGGAUUGCCUUAAAGCCAUCAUGAAGAGAGUAAAUCAUAAAGUUCCCCAUGUGGCUUUGCAAGCACUUACACUUUUAGGAGCCUGUGUAUCAAACUGUGGAAAAGUAUUUCACUUGGAAGUAUGUUCUCGUGACUUUGCUAGCGAAGCUCGAGGUAUAAUAAAUAAGGCUCAUCCAAAAGUAUCGGAAAAGCUAAAAACUCUAAUGGUGGAGUGGUCGGAAGAAUUUCAGAAAGACCCGCAGUGUAGCUUAAUAUCUGCGACUAUUAAGUCUUUAAAAGAAGAAGGUGUAACUUUUCCUGCCGCUGGAUCGCAGGCUACCACAAACGCUGCUAAGAAUGGCUCAUCGUUAAGUAAGAACAAAGAAGAUGAAGACAUAGCUAAAGCUAUCGAAUUGUCUUUGCAAGAGCAGAAACAGCAACAAAUGGAAACUAAAUCCUUGUACCCGUCUGCAGAAAUUCAGCAAAACAAUCAGAACUCGAGGAAGGUGCGAGCUCUGUAUGACUUUGAAGCCGUCGAGGACAAUGAGCUCACCUUCAAAAGCGGCGAAAUUAUUUUUGUUUUGGAUGACAGUGACACCAAUUGGUGGAAAGGUGAAAAUCAUAGAGGAGUAGGACUGUUUCCAUCUAAUUUUGUGACUUCUGACUUAAAUGUGGAACCUGAGGCGGCAACUGUGGACAGAACUUGUGUUCCUGAGGAUACCACAGAAGAAAUUCAGAAGGCAGAGCCUGAGCCAGUCUAUAUAGAUGAGGAUAAGAUGGAUAAAACAUUGCAGGUGCUUCAGAGUAUAGAUCCUACGGAUUUAAAGCUUGAUUCUCCAGAUCUUCUAGACUCAGAAGAUAUUUGCCAACAGAUGGGUCCGAUGAUAGACGAAAAACUAGAAGAGAUAGAUAGAAAACAUUCAGAAUUAUCUGAAUUGAAUGUGAAAGUUCUAGAAGCUCUGGAGCUCUACAACAAGCUGAUGAACGAAACGCCGAUGUAUUCGGCCUACUCAAAACUCCACCAUCCUGCACAAUACCCACCUACAUCUUCUGGUGUUUCCGUGCAGUCGUAUCCUGUACAGCCACCUAGUGGGAACUACAUGAUCCAGGGUGUUCACCAAGUCACCAUCUCCCCAGGUUAUAGCCUAGGACCCGAUCAGAUGGGGCAGUUGAGGUCUCUGCCUCAAAGUAUAAAUUCGUCUGGAGCCACUCAGCCAGCUCAAGCUGCGUACUUAAGCCCAGGACCAGAUUCUGUGUUAAACCAGACGUACGUGAACCAGAGCGCUGGCCUUCCGUCAGCUGCCAGCGCAGCUGCUUACACCCAGCAGCAGAUGGGGAUGUCGGUGGAUAUGUCGGCUUACCAGAGCAACGCGGCGAGUUUGCCUCAAGGACCAGGGUAUCCCGUGGCGGUUCCUGCUCAUUCCGUUCUACAGCAACAAACAAAUUACCAUCAACAGCCUCUCCUUUAAGAACAAACCAGCUCGUAUUUCUGAAUUAAUGAACAAAGGUUGCCUGACGUAAUGAUUUUUAUCAAUACCUGUCACGGAUAU
Molecule: messenger RNA, 2190 nt
Organism: Leptosomus discolor (cuckoo roller)
Lineage: Eukaryota; Metazoa; Chordata; Aves; Leptosomiformes; Leptosomidae
Source: RefSeq, a predicted model, not a curated record